This is a messenger RNA of Emys orbicularis (European pond turtle), 2961 nucleotides long. It is a transcript of the gene DNAJC6, whose product is annotated as DnaJ heat shock protein family (Hsp40) member C6. The transcript is spliced from 19 exons. The coding region runs from base 1 to 2961 and encodes 986 amino acids. Gene Ontology annotation, molecular function: clathrin binding. Lineage: Eukaryota; Metazoa; Chordata; Testudines; Emydidae. Gene Ontology annotation, cellular component: vesicle; cytoplasm; intracellular membrane-bounded organelle. The record is from RefSeq and is a predicted model, not a curated record. Gene Ontology annotation, biological process: clathrin-dependent endocytosis; synaptic vesicle uncoating.
AUGAGCCUGCUCGGGAGCUACCGCAAAAAGCCCAGCAAUGACGGGUACGAAUCUUUGCAGCUGGUGGAGAGCAACGGUGACUUCUGCGGGGGCAGCAAGGAGCGAGCCGGCGGCAGCAAGCAAGGGGUGAUCCCGGCCGUGUUGGCCGCAGCCCGGAGCCCGGCCCGACAGCAGCCGCAGCCGCAGCAUCUGGACGGCAGCAGCAGCACCAUGGACAGCUCAGGGGCAUCAUCGCCAGAUAUGGAAUCCACCUAUGGGGGAGGCUUACUAGACAUGGUGAAAGGAGGAGCAGGGCGACUCUUCAGCAACUUGAAGGAUAACCUGAAGGACACCCUAAAAGAUACCUCUUCAAAAGUUAUGCAAUCUGUUGCCAGUUACACCAAGGGAGAGCUAGAUAUUUCUUAUGUUACCUCAAGAAUCAUUGUUAUGUCUUUUCCUGCUGAAGGGGUUGAACUGGGGUUCAGGAAUCACAUUGAAGAUGUGCGGACGUUCUUAGAUUCACGACAUCCUGACCACUACACGGUCUUCAAUUUGUCACAGAAGUCUUAUCGUAGUGCCAAGUUUCAUAACAGGGUAUCUGAAUGUAGCUGGCCAAUGAGACAAGCGCCCAGUCUGCAUAAUCUCUAUGCUGUAUGUAAGAACAUGCACAACUGGUUACAGCAGAACCCCAAAAAUGUGUGUGUCAUCCAUUGCAUGGAUGGUCGCGCAGCAUCAGCAGUUCUGGUCAGCGCAAUGUUCUGUUUCUGUCAUCUCUUCUCUAGUCCAAUCCCAGCUCUUCAGUUGCUCAAUUCAAAGAGACCUGGAAUAGGACUCUGGCCAUCCCACAGAAGAUACCUUGGAUACAUUUGUGAUCUAAUAGCAGAAAAGCCCAUCCACCCUCACUGUAAGCCUCUUACUAUCAAAUCAGUCUCUCUCAGUCCGGUCCCCUGUUUCAAUAAACAGAGAAAUGGGUGUCGACCCUUCUGUGACAUUCUGAUUGGAGAAACCAGAAUCUUUACAACCUCCCAGGAAUAUGAAAGAAUGAAGGAAUUCCGUAUGCAAGAAGGGAAAGUCCUAAUUCCAUUAGGAGUUACUGUUCAUGGAGAUGUUGUCCUUUCUGUCUACCAUAUGAGAUCAACCAUUGGAGGACGACUUCAAGCAAAAAUGACAAACACACAGAUCUUCCAGAUUCAAUUUCAUACUGGAUUCAUAGCACUGGGAACAACUAUGCUAAAAUUUACAAAACCUGAACUGGAUGCAUGUGACUCCCCAGAAAAAUAUCCACAGCUGUUUCAUGUUACAUUGGAGAUAGAAAUAGAAUCUGCUGAUAGACAGACUGACCUGACUCCUCCCUGGGAGAACUUCACAACAAAAGACAUCAAUGCAAGCAUUCUUUUCUCCUCUCACCAGGAACAUCAAGAUGCUCUCGCCUUGGCAGGUCGAAGCUCUGUAGAUGCACCUCAGGAUAACAUAAAAAAUGUUGGACAGGGGGCAUUCCUCUCCUCUCUCAGCUGGCAAGAUCAGAAAUCCGACAAAAGCAGUUCUCACCCCACCUCUGAGGAUCGGGCAGCACUAGUGCAUGAGGAGAGUGAACAGUCCGACGAUGAACUCUUAUCCCUUUCCAGUCAGCACAGCAAUGCUAGCAGCGACAAAACCCAUGGGACUCCAAAACACAGCAAAAAGCAGCAAGAGCCUCCAGCACCACUUCCGCCUGAGGAUGUCGACCUUCUGGGUCUAGACGGUAGCCCUAUGAGCAAGAAUUUCCCUGCUCAGUCCACUGCUCUCCCCUCUAACUCAGACUUGCUGAGUGAUCUGUUUGGGGUCAGUGGUUCCAGGGCCCACAGCCAAGGUGGACAGGCAGCUGCUGAGGAUGUCUUUCACGUGGGUGGGCCUGGAUCUGCACACUCCACCCCUCGACGCUCUGCAGCUUCAGCAUCUCCAUCUCCAUCCCCAAGAGUAGGAGAAGCAACUGCCUUUGACCCAUUUGGAACUAGCCCAAAGCAAUCUGGUCCGGAUCUACUGGGUUCUUUUCUUGGUUCAUCAAAUGCCACUGGUGAUCCUUUCCUUCAAGCAACAAGAAGUCCUUCACCUACCGUGCACACUUCUAGUACACCAACGGUUGCCAUACAACCAGAUGUUUCAGGUGGCUGGGAGUGGUCCAACAAAUCAGGUGGCCUUGGUAUGGGAAGCAAGUCAGCCGCUACAAGUCCCACAGGAUCUCUCCAUAGCACUCCCACUCAUCAGUCCAAACCACAAACUCUGGAUCCAUUUGCUGAUUUGGGGGCUCUUAGGGGGUCUUCAUUUGCCAGCAAACCAACCACACCGACAGGAAUAAGUGGAGGAUUCCCUCCUAUGGGCUCUCCACAGAAACCAUCUCCCCAGCCAAUGGGAGGUAGUGGUUGGCAGCAAGGUGCCGGAUACUCCUGGCAACAAUCACAGUCCAAAUCCCAGCAAAACAUACCACAUGCCUCUCCACAGAACAGGCCCAACUACAAUGUGAGCUUUUCAGCAAUGCCUGGUGGGCAAAACGAUCGUGGGAAAGGACCAGCCAAUGCUGACUCAAAACCAAAGGUGUCUGCUGAUUUUGAAGACCUAUUAUCUGGUCAAGGCUUUAAUGCCCACAAAGACAGAAAGGGACCCAGAACAAUAGCUGAAAUGAGAAAAGAAGAAAUGGCUAAGGAGAUGGACCCUGAAAAGUUAAAAAUCCUAGAAUGGAUUGAAGGGAAGGAGAGAAACAUAAGAGCACUGCUGUCAACGAUGCACACCGUGUUAUGGGCUGGAGAGACUAAAUGGAAACCCAUCGGCAUGGCAGAUCUUGUAACUCCAGAACAAGUAAAGAAGGUCUACCGGAGAGCAGUGCUUGUUGUUCAUCCUGACAAAGCUACAGGGCAGCCAUAUGAACAGUAUGCAAAGAUGAUCUUCAUGGAGCUAAAUGAUGCCUGGUCAGAAUUUGAAAACCAAGGCCAAAAGCCUUUAUAUUAA